GGCAGAGGAACAACUACUCAGUGUGUGAGCGAGCUGUAGCUGGUUCAGACACUCAUAUAUUGCCUCCACGUAUUGGGGCAUCCGAGUCACACCUCCGCCCUAACCGAUCACACUGAUAGGUCCUGUGUAUCAGAAAUGAAAACCUGAUUAUGAAAGAAACAACGAAAGCGUGCAACAGUUCUCCUCAUGUGAUCACCUUCGGCUGGACAUUGAUUAUGUGUCGUGACCGAGGUGAGCAGGGUGUGCGGCACAGCUGACGGGUGGGCGGUCCAGACAAGAUGCUGCCCGUGACACCUGACCCGACCAGUGCAAAAUAAAUUCUUCAAAUUGCAACAGCCAUUUUGUCGAAGAGAUGUGCUGAUUUUAAGUGCGAGGACUGUGGUAAACCUCAAGUGAAGUGAAGUCUAAUACGAAGAAAAUAUGAAACACAACAACAAUGAUAAAGUUUCGAGGGACAGCAGAGAUGUCGCGAAUAUGAUGCAAAUUCAAGCAACUAAAAACGACCCAAGUAGCACAGACGAAGCCUCUAGUGAGCGAUGGCGCCGUGAGUGAUUAGGAGAUUAUCCCGUUAUCAGUUAUUUUUCACGACAACAACACCGCUUCAGGACAAGAAAACGUGAUAAGUGAAAUUUAUUGUGAUAGGAAACAAAGGAAAGUCUGUUACCUACAGUAUGUAGGGGGACGUCAUGGGUGCAUAAGUUACAACUAAAUGAAAGAUUUUAAAAUUAUUGGGAUUCCCAAAGUGAGAAACACCAUGAAAAUGUAAACAAGCACCAAAUUAACAUAUUGAAACACACACACACACACACACACACACAAGGACAACUACUGAGAGAGGAAGAUACUGAUACACAAUGAAGGACCCAAGUGAAAGAAAAUGAGAUUCAAGUUCAAGACAAGUUUAGCUGUGGCCUUGACGGUGGCGGCGUGCCUGACGGGGCUGUGGCAAGCGUGUUUUCACCGCGUCCCGCUUAACCUGGUCCCCCCCUCUCUGCCCCCGCCCCUGGUCCUGCCCACGGAAGAGCCAGCCCCUGACGGCGUGCUGCUGCUGGAGGGCCAUGGCGGGGCGCGGAUCACCUACAGGAUGUUCUGCUCGGUGGAGUCGGCUGCGAGGCAUCACCCUGACCUGCCCGUGACCCUGCUUAUGACCUCCCCGGUGGUGGACGACUCUCACCUCCUUCGGAAUCUCAAAGCAUCCCUGGGCAACCUUCACCUAGCGCACCUGGACUCCCCUCGCCUCUUCAAUGGCACCCCCCUCGAAGCCUGGCACAAGCGGCGGGCGUGGGAGGACAGCGCCUGGCCCGCCUACCACUACAACGACGCCCUCAGGUGGCUGUUGUUGUGGCGUUACGGCGGCAUCUAUCUUGAUCUGGACGUGGUGGUUUCGCAGCCCCUCACGACCCUCCCCAACUGCACGGGCCUCGAGUCGGACCGGUGGGUGGCGGCGGGCGUCCUCAAGUUCUCCCCUGCCCACCCGCUGAUCCUGGCCUGCCUCAAGCACUUCGCGGCGCACUACGACGGGCAGGUGUGGGGAGCUAACGGCCCGGAGCUACUGACACAGGUGCUGAUGGACAGAUGUGACCUUCAGCUGCCCUCAGGCCGUGUUCCGAAAUGUGAUGACGUGUCUGUGCUGCCCCCACGAGCCUUCUAUCCCGUCCCAUGGUGGGAAUGGAGGCGCUAUGUCACCGAGGAUGCGGCGCUGAGUGAUGACCUGCUGAAUGACCGGCACGUCUUGGUCCUGCACGUGUGGAACCUUCACACGCAAAGCUACCCGGUGCGCCUUGACUCCCAGCAGCCCUACGCCCGCGCCGCCCUAGCCUCCUGUCCCACCACGGCUGCCCACGCUGGAGCCAUCAUGUGAGGAAGAAUUAUUAAGCCACGCCGAGGGCAACACUUCCACAAGGGCGGGCGCUAUGAAGCAUCACCACGCGGACUCCCUCCUUACUCCGCUGCGCUAGAACCGAGUGCCACCUGAAAUAUCUACCCCCGCCCAGACCGGCAAACAAUGCCUCAGCAAAAGGCCUUACCAAGAGAUAUCCAACCCCAUCACGCCUUCCUACGGAGUAACAAAGACCAUCUGAUAGCCGAUAAGUUACUAUGUGAGAGGGCUCCCGUGGUCCAGUGCCUUGCAUGCCGGCGAGAUGCUGGAGCGUAUAGGUUCCAGUCCUAACCGGUGCCAUUGGGAGUGGAAAGGUUGGGCUCUUUCCGUCACCCCAGCCCCGUUGUUGGGCCUCCACUUGAAGGAUUGGGCAUCUCUCUACCCGCCGUCUGGGUGGUUGCGCGGCAUGCACCGCCUUCCUCCCUUGGGGUACAUUUCCCGAACGAAAUACCAAAAAAAAAAGUUACUGUGUGCUUGUGCUGAAUACUUGAUACUCUGACACACAUACACACACACACACAGGGGUUGUGUCUAUCACCCCGUGUGUGUGUGUGUGUGUGUGUGUGUGUGUGUGUGUGUGUGUGUGUGUGUGUGAGAGAGAGAGAGAGAGAGAGAGAGAGAGAGAGAGAGAGAGAGAGAGAGUGCAGUGGUUAGCACGUUCGGGAGUGAACAGAGACAACUUGGGUUCAAUUCCCUGGCGGAGUAUAGGACUAGAUUCCAGAAGGAUGGGCAGUCUCCUUACUCAUGUUCCCCUGUUCACCCCAAAAUGAAUGAGUGGCGGCGUCAGUCUAGUUGCGAAUAAUCCAAGGGCACAUGAGCCAUUAGCUCAGUCCAGGAAUAUAUAAAUUGAUGAAUUACAAGUUGGUUAAUUCCACACACACACACACACACACACACACACACACACACACAUGCACAAACACGCAAGCUGGUAACAGAAGUCAAGGGGCUGGUGAAGCAGAGCAUGGGGCGCCACACAAACACUCGUCAUGGCACUCAAGGAUGCUGCGCGACGUGUUUAGUUGCUUGAACUGUUUGGCCCGAAUACUUUGAUAUGGAAAUAGACUAGAACGAGAUGAACAAAAUAUAUAGUUUUCGAAAUAUGUAAUUGAUUUUCACUAAACAAACACCACUACAACUAUUACCACUAAUAAUAAUAAUAAUAAUAAUAAUAAUAAUAAUAAUAAUAAUAAUAAUAAUAAUAAUAAUAAUGAUAAUAAUGAUAAUAGUAAUAAUAAUGAUAAUAAUAAUAAUAAUAAUAAUAAUAAUAAUAAUAAUAAUAAUAAUAAUAAUAAUAAUAAUAAUAAUAAUAAUAAUAAUAAUAAUCAUUAGAAGGCAGCACAACUUACAACAACUACAAAGGAAACUAACGACAACAAUGACACUUUAAUUCAGCCACCGUUAUCAUCAUCAGAAGCAACAAAAACAUGACAGGAGGCGCUAAAUAUUCAGAGGAGAAGUUCAUAUACGACUCAUUUGAUAAAUCACUGAUGUUAAAAAAAAAAUUCUCUCUCUCUCUCUCUCUCUCUCUCUCUCUCUCUCUCUCUCUCUCUCUCUCUCAAAAGUAAGCAAAAAUUAAUUAGAGGCCACUUGCCAGUCUUCCAUCAGGGACAGACCGCAACCCCACUUUGCCAGUCAUCCUGAGGCCGCGGCUCUCAGUCCGUCAGUCAGCGUCGUCCCUAGGAAGCUUUACGUAACCCAAACACGUGUUGAGGCGGCAGUCUUCAAGGAGCCAGGCAGCAUCCACACCUCACUCCCACGCGGCACUAAAACGACUAAAGCGCACACACGCAAGCACGCCCACUUACACAGACAGCCUCGCGUGCAUCAUGAUAGCCUGACACACUUAUGCACUUGGGAACACAGCCUACGCCCUGACACAACAUGAGGCAUCACAGCAGUCGGCUUGUCGAGUAGGUUGACCACCAAUAGCAUUCAUUACCUCUGCUAUGUUAUCAGUACCACAGCAUCAAUAGCAGUGUGGCAGCGAUACCGCCACCACCACCACCACUGUCGUCAACACAGCCGCACGCACCACCUAUGUCCACCACCACAGAGAGCGCCGCUUCCAACAAACACGUCAGGGUCACCACUGCAACACCAUCCCCGCCACGGCCACCAUACCACUGCCUACCAUCACAGCCGCAGCGCUAGGACACUUGCACCCCUGAGAUAGUGGAAUGAGAGAGAGAGAGAGAGAGAGAGAGAGAGAGAGAGAGAGAGAGAGAGAGAGAGAGAGAACCCGUUUUACAAUGAUGUUACCCACUUAUGGUCAAUUGAAUUCGCACUUUGUUACCUUCCUCCCCGCCCUCGCGCUCCUUCCGGCUCUCCCAUAGUUCACCAUGUCUUCCCCUUGCCAACUCGACCAUUACAUAAUCCUCCUACGCUUUUUUCCCUCCUUCCCUCGGUUCCUCUCGGUUCCCACGUGGACAGAGCAGAGAAUGAUGCGGCAUUAGUCUCGUAUCUAGGAAGAGCCGAGAGCUGCGGGAAGGGCUGAUGAAAGGACGGGAAGGGAGUGAGUUAAGGGACGGUCAUGGUUAGGUUUGCAGGUGAUAUCAUUAACGAUGAUGGACACGCUUUUAACUGUUCCAUUACAGACCCAAUUUAUGAAGUACUUUGAUCUUCGUUGAAUUUUCCUCUUUAUCUUUUCUUUAUUGUUUUCAUGCCUUGGUUUACCCUGUUCUCAAUUUAACGACUCAACCUUUAACAUUUUCCUCCUAUAUAUAUGUUUGUGUCCAGUUUCAAUUUGUGCUAGUACGCAACGUGAAGCAAGAAUCGUAAAUAAACUCGUAUUUCCAGAAGCAAUAAGAUUUUGACACGAGUUUCAACAGUGAUUGUGAAAACAUUUAAUUUCAGGUUUUUAUUAAAAUUUCGGAGAAAACACCUAGCGGCAAGUACGUGCGUGCUUGAGUGUGUGCGUGUGUGAGUGGGUGUGUGGGUGUUGGUGGGUGUGGGUGAGAGAGAGAGAGAGAGAGAGAGAGAGAGAGAGAGAGAGAGAGAGAGAGAGAGAGAGAGAGAGAGAGAGAGAGAGACACGCACACAGGCACACACUUCAAUAUAGCCAUCAAUAAUUGCAGUACCAAAGAAUCAAAUCAGCAUUACGGAAAUCAUAAAUCCUACAGAGGAAUCAAACUUGAAAAUGGAGAUGAAAAAAUAAAGCGGCGCGUGAGGGAGGAGGCUCGGGCUAGAUUUUGGGCAUAAGUAAACUGAAACUACUAUUGCUCUUCUCCCUCUUUGCGUCCCCUCGUACAUUAUCUAAAUACUUACCACUUCACUCUCUCCCCUACUUUCAAACACACACACACACACACACACACACACACACACACACACACAAGCAAAAAGGCGCGGCUUCCCUCUAUACCCAACUUUUGUCUUUCAUAUGACGUGUCCCUUUUCCCUUCUCGCCCCACAAUAUAUCCUAUUACAGCUUCCCUCUUCAUCGAAUAAUAGUUAACACCCUGCCACAGCUCCCCUCGUCCCUCUUCCUGCAACCGCCACACUCCUGCCUCCCUCGACCCUCAUCUGUACCCACCAAAUUCUAUAUUCCCUGCAUCCCUUUCCUUGCGCCGUCCGAUGCUUGGGUUCUCCUCGACUCUUUCUUUCUCUGUGACCUCUCAAAAGCCCAUCGGAAUCUAUACUUUUGAAUACCCAAGCGAUAUAUUAAUCUACUCAUCAACCGAUACCCUGAGGAACUAAAGUGGGAAAGUUGGAAUAGAUAUGGCUGCAUAGAUACUCCUUGUUUCUGCUAGGCUUUUGGUUACUGGGUGAAAAAGAGGAAAUAAAAGAACACAUGCCGAGGGGAAAAAUAUGUUGUGUUUGACGGGAAAAAGGUCGACUGGACCUACCGUCCAUUCAACACUACCCUACCGAGUUGAAUCACGACUGCCUGGGUUAACUUGUGAGGGAGGGAGAGGCGAUGGUGAAUGGAGAAGGGAGAGUUGGAGGCUGGGUAGUGGAAGUUAGAUAUAUGUAGAGGAACUGGAGGAGCACGAGGAGGAGUGAAAGGAGGAGGAGGAUCAGAGCCGACAAAGGGUCUUCUUGAGGUGGUUCCAAGCUACUAUCGUGGGAAUACCCGACAAAGGCCACGUGUGGAUCCUGAGGGCAGAAGAAAGGAGGAGCUGAGGCUUUGAGGACCAAAGGAGGUGAUGAGGAUGUUAAUAAUGGUGAUGAAGAUGUGAUGGUGAAGAUUAUUAGAUUAGGUAUAUCAUUAUUACUAUUUUAUUAUUAUUAUUAUUAGUAGUAGUAUUACUAUUACUGAUAAUAAAAAUAAUAAUAAUAAUAAUAAUAAUAAU
Eriocheir sinensis (Chinese mitten crab) is the source of this 6174-nucleotide messenger RNA. Its product is annotated as lactosylceramide 4-alpha-galactosyltransferase-like. The record is from RefSeq and is a predicted model, not a curated record. The transcript has 7 exons. Gene Ontology annotation, biological process: glycosphingolipid biosynthetic process. NCBI's taxonomy places the organism in Eukaryota, Metazoa, Arthropoda, Malacostraca, Decapoda, Varunidae. Gene Ontology annotation, molecular function: hexosyltransferase activity. The coding region runs from base 878 to 1861 and encodes 327 amino acids.